AUGUCGGCGUGUGAGAGAAGGAAGACGGCGUGCGUCACCGGAGGGAGCGGAUACAUCGCCUCAGCGCUCAUCAAGCUGCUCCUCCAGAAAGGCUACGCUGUCAAGACCACCGUCAGAGACCCCGAUGACAUGGAGAAAAACUCCCACCUCAAGGACUUGCAAGCGCUUGGCCCCCUGGAGAUCAUUCGUGCCCAACUGGAGGUGGAAGGCAGCUUCGACGAAGCAGUUUCUGGCUGCGAAUACGCCUUCCUCGUUGCUGCUCCAAUGACCUUCAGGUCAGAAGAUCCUGAGAGAGAUCUGAUCGAACCCGCCGUCCAAGGAACACUCAACGUGAUGAGAUCGUGUGUGAGAGCGGGGACGGUGAAGCGGGUGAUCCUGACGUCGUCGGACGCCGGCGUGUCCAGGAGGCCGCUCCAGGGCGGCGGCCACGUGCUGGACGAGGGCUCCUGGUCCGACGUCGAGUACCUCAGAGCCAACAAGCCACCAACUUGGGAAUACGCAGUGUCCAAGGUGCUUCUCGAGAAGGCGGCGAGCAAGUUUGCGGAGGAGAAUGGCAUCAGCCUCGCCACCGUGCUGCCCGUGUUCACCUUGGGCGCGGCGCCGGUCUCCAAGGCCAGAACCAGCGUCCCCGUCACCCUCUCCCUGUUGUCCGGCGAUGAGACACAGCGGGACAUCCUGAUGGGCCUGCAGUCGGUCACCGACUCCGUGUCGAUAUGCCACGUGGAGGAUCUGUGUCGCGCUGAGGUGUUUGUCGCCGAGAACAAGUCCUCGGCGGGCAGGUACAUCUGCUGCAGCCACAACACCACCGUCGUGCAGCUUGCCCGUCUCGUAGCCGAAAAGUACCCACAAUACAAUGUGAAACUUGAACGCUUUGCUGGGUCCCAAGAGAAGCCAAGAGUGUGUUUAUCGUCUCAGAAGCUCAUCGGGGAAGGGUUCGAGUUCAAGCACGAUGAUUUAAGUGAGAUCUUUGACGACCUCGUUGAAUACGGCAAGACCACGGGGAUACUUCCCUACUAA
This is a messenger RNA of Triticum turgidum subsp. durum (durum wheat), 1017 nucleotides long. Lineage: Eukaryota; Viridiplantae; Streptophyta; Magnoliopsida; Poales; Poaceae. The record is from the annotation of a GenBank genome assembly.